GCUUCCUGGUGCCAAUGUGCGGAGGUCCAAUGUUGUUGAUAGAUGAAUCCAAACAUCCUUAUACCCCCAAAGUCCCAUGACAUUAUAGUGUGAUGCUUCCUGAAGAGUUUCCCCCUGAAUACAUUCUUGAAGCCAUCGACAACAUGGCGCCAACCAUCCUCAAAGGGAAAAGGUCCUCCGGGUCCCCCAAGCCCAAAGUCAUCCUCUUUGACAUUGGCGGCGUCUGUGUCAUCUCCCCCUUCCAGUCCAUCCUCAACUACGAACUCCGUCACUCCAUCCCCCCAGGCUGGAUCAACCACUCCAUCUCGCGCUCCGCCCCUUCAGGCUUCUGGCACCGUCUCGAAACCGGUUCCAUUCCCAUGGACGCUGCCUUCUUCGCCGGCUUCAACCGGGACCUGCACAACCAAUCCCUCUGGGAAUCCUUCUACCGGUCUCACCACCACCACCACCAACAAGCCAAAAAGCACCACCACCAUCACCGCUCCUCAUCAUCAUCAUCAUCAUCAUCAUCAUCAUCAUCAUCAUCAUCAUCAUCUUCUUCAUCUUCUUCAUCUUCUUCUUCUUCUGGUUCUUCUUCUGGCUCUGAUGAACUACUAUCGAUCCCGCCCAUCCCCCAAAUCGACGGCGAGUGGCUAUUCCACGACAUGAUGGAGCACGCUCGAGCUCCAGACCCCUGGAUGUUUCCCGCCCUCCAAAAACUCAAGGAAGACGGACGGUUCGUCGUCGCGGCACUGAGUAAUACGGUGAUCUGGCCGGAGGGGCACAAGUGGGCGGAGAAGGGGGACUUCUUCAGCGAUCCGUUGCGACAGCUAUUUGAUGUUUUCAUUUCGUCGGCGCAUGUGGGGUUAAGAAAGCCGGAUCCGAGGAUCUAUCAGUUGGCGCUUGAAAAGGUAGAUCAGUUUGCGAGGGCAAAUGCUGACUCCGAAAGGGGGAAGAGGGGCGGUUGGGCAGAAGGGGUGAGGCCGGAGGAUGUUGUGUUUCUGGAUGACAUUGGGGAGAAUCUGAAGGCGGCGAGGAAGGCUGGGUUUAGGACUAUCAAGGUUGGGUUGGGAAAGGCGUUUGAGGCGGUUGAUGAGCUGGAGAACGUGACGGGGUUGAAGCUGGCUGGGGAUCACCCGAGGAUUGCGGUGAAGCCGGACUUUAGUGCUGCGAAGGAGGCGAAGGCGAAGUUGUGAUAAUGCUGAUGAUUGACAUGGGGUGUUAGGUAUGAGUUGAUGAUGAAAAAGAAUCUGACUGUUUUCAUGAUUCAUGUGUGAAGUCCUGAUAACUACUAAUGU
Neurospora crassa OR74A is the source of this 1277-nucleotide messenger RNA. Its product is annotated as epoxide hydrolase. The transcript is spliced from 2 exons. The record is from RefSeq and is a predicted model, not a curated record. NCBI's taxonomy places the organism in Eukaryota, Fungi, Ascomycota, Sordariomycetes, Sordariales, Sordariaceae. The coding region runs from base 93 to 1175 and encodes 360 amino acids.